AUGGCUGCCACCGCUGUCCGACUCAUUGCUCCUCUCCGAAGCGCCCUCAGCGUUCCCCGGUUCCGAGCUUCUUCCGCUCUCCGCUAUGCCGCUCAGCCAAACAUCAGACGGCCAUUCUCCCAGAGUUCAUUGCUUCGAGCAAAGAAAUACACCGAACAGCAUGAGUGGAUAGAGCUUUUGGAAGAUGGCAAGACCGCUACAAUUGGUAUCACCGAAUAUGCUGCCAAAGCCCUCGGAGAUGUUGUUUACGUCGAAUUACCAAGCGUUGAUGAUGAGGUUGCGUGCGGUGAUGGCAUUGGCGCUGUCGAGUCUGUCAAGUCUGCUUCAGACAUCAUGUCUCCCGCCAGCGGGAAAGUCAUCGAGGUCAACACUGUUCUGGAGGAGAAACCAAAGACUGUCAACGACUCGCCCGAGGAAGAUGGGUGGUUCGCUAAGAUUGAGGUUUCCGAUGCUAGUGAGCUGGAUGGUUUGAUGGAUAUCGAGGCAUAUAAGGCCUCCUUGGAGGAAGCCGACUAA
Molecule: messenger RNA, 516 nt
Organism: Trichophyton rubrum CBS 118892
Lineage: Eukaryota; Fungi; Ascomycota; Eurotiomycetes; Onygenales; Arthrodermataceae
Product: glycine cleavage system H protein
Exons: 3
Coding region: 1-516 (171 amino acids)
Biological process (GO): protein lipoylation; glycine decarboxylation via glycine cleavage system
Cellular component (GO): glycine cleavage complex; cytoplasm; mitochondrion
Source: RefSeq, a predicted model, not a curated record